AUGGCUCACAUUGCGCCCUUGGCCCAGACAGCUAAGAAAUUUCAGCCAAUUACCCUCAAACUUUCCGGAAAGGUGAUCAAAAACCGUCUUUACCGCACUCCUCUCAGUGAAUACGCCUCAACCUACGACGAAGACAAUCUUGCUGAUGGUGGCGCCGGCCUCAUUUGCACCGGCAACAUUCCGAUCCACCGUGACAACCUUGAGAACUAUAACAAUGCCGUUCUCGACAUCAACAAUCCCUGGGACCCCGUUGAAGCCUUCCGUCCGGCUGUGCAAGCAGCAAAAUCCCGAGGCGCAUUGUUCCUCCCGCAGCUGCAAUUCCCCGGCCGACAAGUACCCGAGUUUCUGAAUGCGAACCCAAAGUCCUCGUCGAGCGAGCAGUUGCUGCCUUGUCUGAAUAAGACAUACGGCAAACCGAGUCCGUUGACAAAGGCCGAGAUUGAGGAUUUGAAGAGGCGCUAUGUCUGGGCUGCAGAGGUUCUGGCUAAGGCUGGGGCAGAUGGGAUUAUCUUGCACGCUAGCCAUGGGUACAUCAUGCAGCAGUUCCUUUCUCCCUUGAUCAAUAAGCGGACCGAUGAGUACGGAGGAAGUCUCGAAAAUCGCGCUCGGUUCAUCCUCGAAGUUGUGAACGCCAUUAAGGAGAAGCUUCCAUCGGACAAAUUCGUCAUUGCUGCUAAGCUCAACUGUCAGGACUUUAUUGAGGGAGGUACAAGCUUUGCCGAACAGUGUGUCGUCAUCAAGUGGCUUGAGGACGCGGGUGUUGACUUCUUCGACAUCUCUGGCGGAACCUACGCUUCGCCUGCGUGGAGGGGAAACAUCAUGAAGGAACUUGCAGAGCGACCCUCGCAAAAGGAAAGAGGAAGCUAUUUCAUCGAAUGGGCUCAAGAGAUGAAGAAAGUUCUGUCGAGAGCUGUGAUCGGAACUACUGGGGGCUGGAGAGAUAGUCAUCGGAUGUCUGAAGCAGUUGGAAAUGGAGAUAUCGACAUGAUUGGCCUGGGUAGACCUCUUCGAGAAGAUCCGUUCUUCGUGAACAAAGUUCUCCGAGGUGAAGUGAGAAGGAGCAAUCUCUAA
Messenger RNA from Penicillium cataractarum, 1071 nucleotides. RefSeq lists its product as uncharacterized. Lineage: Eukaryota; Fungi; Ascomycota; Eurotiomycetes; Eurotiales; Aspergillaceae. Bases 1 to 1071 code for a protein of 356 amino acids. Gene Ontology annotation, molecular function: oxidoreductase activity; FMN binding. The record is from RefSeq and is a predicted model, not a curated record. The transcript is spliced from 8 exons.